AUGGCCAAGCUCACCGCCGCUGAGCGCGCCGCUCACGAGGAGGGGAAUCUUCACAUGCUGCGCGCUACUAUCGAGCGCACUCUCUGGCAUCUUGAUCCGCACAGUGAAUUGGCCGCUCAUUUGCGGGAGACCACCAAGGAAAUCAGACGACAUACCCUUGCGGGCUUACUUCCAAAACCCAAACCAAAGUCACAACAGAAAUCAAUAUCUUACCCACAACAAGAAGAAUCAGAGGAACCAGAAUUACCUCGGCUUUCUGCACCGCGGCAGCUCUCACCAGCUCGUGAACCGCAAAAAGUCCUCACGAAUGAGGGCAGCAGAUAUCAGCUGCGCGAUAGGCAGGAUCACGUGCCGAUAAUCGAACUUAGCUCUGACAUAUCCUCGGAACUGUCAGACGAGCCCAUUUACGAUUUUGACCAUGCGCCCGAUCAAGGCGAGAGCGCAUCGGCCAGCGACAUGAGCACCUUGGCAAAAGAACAUCAGAAGCCAAGUCGGGAGAUACCAGUAGAAGAGACAUCAGCCGAAGAGGCGCUGACUCAAGAAAUGCCGACGCAUGAGUCCAAAAAGCGACCUGCCGAGGAUGACGGCGAAGACGACGCGUCACCAGUCUCAAAACGCGUCAAAGGCUGGCUGACGCAUAUCACAGGCGGAUACAUGUGA
This is a messenger RNA of Fusarium fujikuroi IMI 58289, 660 nucleotides long. RefSeq lists its product as uncharacterized. The transcript has a single exon. The coding region runs from base 1 to 660 and encodes 219 amino acids. Lineage: Eukaryota; Fungi; Ascomycota; Sordariomycetes; Hypocreales; Nectriaceae. The record is from RefSeq and is a predicted model, not a curated record.